This is a messenger RNA of Condylostylus longicornis, 2602 nucleotides long. RefSeq names its product transcription factor hamlet-like. The transcript is spliced from 4 exons. Bases 16 to 2361 code for a protein of 781 amino acids. The record is from RefSeq and is a predicted model, not a curated record. Gene Ontology annotation, molecular function: DNA-binding transcription activator activity, RNA polymerase II-specific; RNA polymerase II cis-regulatory region sequence-specific DNA binding. Lineage: Eukaryota; Metazoa; Arthropoda; Insecta; Diptera; Dolichopodidae. Gene Ontology annotation, cellular component: nucleus. Gene Ontology annotation, biological process: regulation of transcription by RNA polymerase II.
UACAGUAACAUUUGCAUGAAUAGUUUGCAUUACGACCAAUCCUCUCGUUUAGAAGAUCAUCUUGUUGUUGAACAUCAUUAUCCAAAAGGAGUUUCCGUUUGUGAAUUGUGUCAAAAAAGUUUUUGUCAUCGGCCAUCUUUAUUAAGGCAUCGAGCUGUAUCGCACGGUGAAAUAAAAAAAUUUCCUUGUGAAAAUUGUUCAAAAGUAUACCGUGAUCCAUCAAUUCUUCAACGACAUAUUCGUGCUCAUCACGUUGGCGCUAGAAGUCACGUUUGUGAUGAAUGUGGUAAAACAUUUGGUACAUCAUCAGGAUUAAAGCAACACACACAUAUACAUUCAUCUGUUAAACCAUUUCGUUGUGCAGUUUGUAGAAAAGCGUAUACACAAUUUUCAAAUUUAUGCCGACAUAGACGAAUGCAUGCCGAUUGUCAAACACAAGUUACAUGUUCAAAGUGCGGUCAAAGUUUCGGAACAGCGUCAUCAUUAUCAAAACAUAAAAGAUUUUGUGAUCCGAAUAGUACGAUAUCUUCUCAUCAUUUAUCAUCAAAUCAUCAACAGCAUCGUACACAUUCAAGUGAUGUUAGGAGAAGUCGUAUGCCAUCCCAAUUGAGUACAAGUAGCGGGUCUUCUUCUAAUAAUAUUGAUCAACCGCAUACACAAUCAUUAGUGUCAGGAGUAAAUAGUGCUUUGGGACAUAAUAUACCGUCAGCUAUGAGUACACCACCGAAUCCAUUUUUAAUGUUUCGUGGACCUCCACCAUUUUUUCCGCCUGGAUUCCCACCCUAUGGUUUGCCUAUGGGCAUGUUUCCGCAAACACCAGCUCAAGCGCCUAACUUUCAGUUGCUCUUACAAAAGCCCAAUUUGGAUUUACCGAUGUCUACAGUGAAAAAGGAAGAAAAAAUAUCACCAAUAUCUGGAAAUCGAAGUUUAGAUUUUCCAAAUUUUUCCUCUAAUAAUGGUCACAACAAAACAACAACAAAUCAAUUAGGAGGAAAUGAUAUUAACUUAACAAAUGGCAGAAGUUUAUCACAACAUUUAGUGGAAAACAAUAAAAUCAAAAAUGAAACGAAAAAUUCGAUUGAUAAUAAUAAAAUCAAAUUCGAACAACGUUCACCUCGAAGUUCAAGACAAUCACAAAGUUCAGAUGAUGACACAAAUCAGUCUAUCAUUAAUUUAAAAUUAACAGCUUCUGGUACCAGUGGAGGUUUAGAUAUUGAUGACGGUAGAGAGACUCCCGAAGAUAAGAAGCCCAUUAAUGUGACUAGUCCUUCUCCAAGCAGUGAAAGAUCAGUUAAAACGAAUUCUAGUUCACCUCCAACUGAACAACCUUUAGAUUUGACAAUGACACGAAAAGAGCCAAUUUUGGGCAAACGACGUUUACUUUCUUCACCCAAUUCGACUUCAAGAGAACAAGUUGAAGACCUUAUAACAACACCUGAAACACAUUUCUCAAGUAAGAGAAUGGCAGUAUCACCAACCCCGUCAAACCAAAGAAUACCAGAAAUUUCAACUGGACCAAAUAGUCCAGCACAUUCAAUAACACCAGGACCAACACCAUCCCCUUCACCACCGGGACCGCCAAUAACAUGUCCACGUCCUAUACAUCCUAUGCUAUUAGAAGCUAUUUAUCGUCCUAAUACAACAGCAGCAGCUGCUGCAGUUGCUUUCCAAAGACCAUUUCCUUUUUUAGGGUCAAUGGGUGGUCGGCCAGCCGGCUUUGAUCAUUUACUAGCCGUACAACAACAUCAUCAUCAUCAACAUCACCAACAUCAACGAAAUGGACCGUUUCCGCCCAAACCAUUUCAUGAAGCUCUAAUGGCAGCCGGUGGUUUAUCUGUUGGAUUAACUGUAGGUGGUAAAAUUAAAGAUCGUUAUACUUGUAAAUAUUGUGGUAAAGUAUUUCCACGAUCAGCUAAUUUAACACGUCAUUUAAGAACUCAUACUGGCGAACAACCAUAUAAAUGUAAAUACUGCGAACGUUCCUUUAGUAUUUCAAGUAAUUUACAACGUCAUGUUAGAAAUAUACAUAAUAAAGAGAGACCAUUUAAAUGUCAUUUAUGUGAUCGUUGUUUCGGACAACAAACAAAUUUAGAUCGUCAUCUUAAAAAACAUGAAGCUGAUGCCAAUGGUUUAAGUUUGGCUAUUGGUGAUUCACCAUCAUCAACGGAAGCUGAACGUGAAGAUGCAUGUGAUGAAAUACGUUUAUUUAUGGGAAAAGUAACAUAUUCAGGUGGUAUUUAUACACCAGUGAGUUUUGGUGGUGGGGAUCAUGAAACUGAGGAUACAACAGAUGCUGACAACGAUGUAUGCAAUAACAACGAAUCAAUAAAUAAUGAUGCACCUAUUGAAGUGACAACAUAGAAGUACUUAUAUAAUUUAAUGGAAAAUAUUAUUUAAUAAUAGUAAUUAUGAUAUAGAAAACAAAGAAGUUGCUGGUCAAAUCAUUUUAGAUUUAAGUCGGAAAUAUGAAAAUAUUUUAAAUUGAAAAGAAACAAAAUUAUUAUAGCUGAAAAAAUUAUAUCCAACGAAAAUUAAAGUAAAAAAAAUUAUGUUAAAUAAAAUAAUUAGAAAUUUAAGAUUUUGUGAAAAAAAAAAUUAAAAU